Nylanderia fulva is the source of this 2282-nucleotide messenger RNA. It is a transcript of the gene Dok, whose product is annotated as docking protein homolog. Gene Ontology annotation, biological process: cell surface receptor protein tyrosine kinase signaling pathway; Ras protein signal transduction; positive regulation of MAPK cascade. Gene Ontology annotation, cellular component: cytoplasm. The record is from RefSeq and is a predicted model, not a curated record. Lineage: Eukaryota; Metazoa; Arthropoda; Insecta; Hymenoptera; Formicidae.
CGGGGGAUAGUCGGGUGCGAACGUGUCGGAUAAGUGGAGGGUCGAGAGGAACGCGCGCGUGUAAUUGUGUAUGUCGUACUAGGCGCGUACAUCGCGCAUCGUCGUCAAUAAGAGCAUACGGCAGCGUAUAUAUUCCUGGAAACACGUUCGUCAUAUCGACGUGCCUCGUGUCUCCGACUUGUCAAAUGUCAAGCGUCGUCCUAGCCUAGUUACCCGCGAGCUGAACGGAAUAGCUGUCAGAUUGCGCACACGAACGAGGAAGCGAGAGAAAUCACACGUUGAGAAGCGACAGGGAAGCCUAAAACAGGAGGAGACGCUUCGACGAAGAGUCCAAGAAGAGUGGAAAGAACGAAAUCACCGCGAGAACAAAGGAUACGCCCGCCACGAGGUCCACGAAGAAGCAUCUCCGAGCCGAUGAACUCCCCUUCGAUCGCCAGCAAUGGAGCCCGAGGAGCCUCUGAUGCAAGGGAUUCUGCUGUUACCGCCGCAGGGAAUGCUAGGCCAACUCAAGAAAACAUGGCACAAGAGAUUUUGCCAGCUUUUCAGAACCAGCAACUAUGGAAUCAAGCGUGUCGAGAUCUAUGACAAUCAGGAGGAAGCGGUAUUACAAUCUCAUACUCCACGCAUCAUCACGCUAGAUGCCUGUAUAAAAAUUGCACCCAGCAAUCAAUCGCAUGUCUUCAUUGUGGUGACUAAAUCAGGAAUACAUUAUUUCGGCUGUUAUUCAGAAAUUGAAAUGACUCAAUGGAUUACGGCAUUUCAAUUGGUCGCUUUCAAAGACAGUGUAUCGAAUCAAACAAUAGAGGAAAAUAAUGAUCUGUAUUGCACUAGUGGAGAAGGUGUAUUUUCUGUGAAAGUUGUUGAAACCGAUGCGUCUAGACGGUGCGGACUCGAAGCAAGAAAUUAUACGUUAGUAAUUGCCACCGUGGAUAUGAAAUUGAUGGACGGUGACAAUGUGCUAUUCACAUGGCCGUAUAGGUAUAUUAGAAGAUAUGGAUACAAGGAUGGGAAAUUUAUUUUUGAAGCUGGAAGGAAGUGCGAAUCCGGCGAAGGUUCCUUCCGCUUGGAGCACAGCAGCCAACAAGAGAUCUUCCGGUGCAUGUAUUUGAAAAUGAGAUCUAUGAAGAAGCUACUAAACGAAGAGAGCAAUCCAAACAUAGAAUGCAACGACGCUCAGUAUCACGCGGCUUUGUCCAUGGAAGCUGGCUCCAGAGCGGCUUUACCUCCCUCUUCGAAUAACUCUAGCAAUCUAAUCGACAUAGAUUUCCCUACACCUCAGAGUUCUCAAAAACCAUCGACCACUUCAUCGUCGAGUAUGGAUUCUAUCACCUCGUCGAGCAGAUCGAUAAACAAGCCUAAACCUGCCAAGCCACCGCGAAAAUACUUUGGUAAUCUGCUGGAGAAGAAAAAUCUCGACUCGGAAUUUCUAGAUUUACCCACGUGCGGGGAAUACAGAACGUUAAGCCAAGCUAAUUCCCCGGAAUUAUCUCACAAAUCCAUCGGCGAUGUCAUGCGCAACGAAGAGGAGAAACACUCGUACGAUAUAGUGGAAAUAAGAAACGACGCGUGGAAGACGCACGGGAUUGAUAGCGUGCAUCACACCGAAAGGGUAAAUUCGAUUUUACCCGUGGACCGAGAUAAGGAGAACGACAGCGACGAUUUGCAAUACGAGAUUAUGAUGCCGAUACGGAAUCACGACACGCCAUCGAUACAGAAUAGAGACGCCAAGACAGACGAGUCGGAUUACGACAAGUUGGAGCACUUUGGAUCCGCGACGAAACUCGGUCCGAAACCUCCUCCGUACAAGUAUACGAAUUCCUCGCAAAUCAUACAUUCCAGCAUAUCUCACGGGGAAAGUUCUAAUCUGAUUAAUUCAGCGUGGUCCAAUUAUGAUAUCGUCGAAGAUAUGUCCGCCGUUAGAUUAGCCGACGACAGUCAUCUGGGUUACGGGAUUAUCCGGAAGAAGCAGGAUCCUCCCGAGACGACUUCCGCCAGUGGUCCGCAACAUAAGGUUUUCAACAACAGCGAAUACGCGAUUGUAUCAAAACCAAAAAGGGUAUAAGAAUAUCCGAAACGUUCGAAUAUUACUUUCCAAGUAUUACGAUUGCGCGACAAAUUUCUAUUUAAAUUUACAUUUUCAAAAUUCUCGUUCUCUUUUGUAAUUAAUUGUAAGGAUGUGAAGAAUAUGCUAGUCUGUGCCGCACACGGCACAAGUAAAUUUAUUUCUCGCUUUACAAAAUUAAAUUAUAAAAUUAUUAACGUAUACACAGAUGUUGAAAAAA